Molecule: messenger RNA, 4716 nt
Organism: Lepus europaeus (European hare)
Lineage: Eukaryota; Metazoa; Chordata; Mammalia; Lagomorpha; Leporidae
Product: zinc finger protein 260-like
Exons: 4
Biological process (GO): regulation of transcription by RNA polymerase II
Cellular component (GO): nucleus
Molecular function (GO): DNA-binding transcription activator activity, RNA polymerase II-specific; RNA polymerase II cis-regulatory region sequence-specific DNA binding
Source: RefSeq, a predicted model, not a curated record
GAGGAAGUUCAUUUACUGAUCAGAGUGUGCCCUGAGAGGCCGCGCAGCUCCUUCUCCCACAUUCACUGGGGAGUCUUGCUCUGCAAGUGCGAUUGCAGGCAGUUUGGGAGCACACACCCCACACCUGCUGCCCGCUGCUUCUGUGCCUCUGCAUCUGCCACCCCUGGGUCCCAAGUUCCAGCGACUUCUCCUGUCCCACACUCUCCGCUUUCCUCCCCGUGUGCCCCAAAGAAAGGGGACGUGCUCCGGAGAUUUUCCACGGUGAUGAUAGCAUUUGAAGACCUUGCUGUGUACUUUACGUGGGAGGAAUGGCAGAAAAUGAACAAUGCUCAGAAAAUCCUGUACAGAGAUGUGAUGCUGGAGACCUACAGCAGCCUGUUCUCCUUGGGGCACUGCAUUACCAAACCUGAUUUGAUCUUUCAGUUGGAGCAAGGAGCAGAGCCAUGGAUGGUGGAAGAAUGCCUGAAUCAGAGCCUUUCAGUGGUCAUGGAAAGGGAUGACCUGAUUAGGAUCAACCAGGAAAGUCAGGACAAAAAUCUGAAUCAGGAUUUUAUGAAAAAUAACAAGACAUCAGCGCUCAAGAGAGUUGAAUUAAGAAAAACCUUUAGUUUAAAUUCAAGCCAUAUUCCAACACUGAUUAUUAAAAAUGGAACCUAUUCAGGAUUGAAGUCUGAGGAAUGCAAUAAAUGUCACACUGUGUAUCCCCCCAAUGGGCCUGAUCAACUACAGGCUGGAGAGAAAUUUGAUAACACUAAGAUACCUGGAAUAUCUCUACAGUUCUGUGAAUCUCUUAGUCAGCAUGACAAUAUUCACAUCAUGAAGCAGCCAUUUGGACCCACUGCACAAGCAAAAGUCUUCACAAGAAAGAUGUUCUGUAAAUCUGAGAGGGUUCAUAUGGCAGAAAACUGCAAUAAGUCAACUGUCAGUUUUGGAAAAGCAACUCAAAUAGAAAAAGCUAUCCAUGAAAAUUCUAGCCUCAAUAUGCAUCAACAAACUCACACAGGAAAGAAAUUUUAUAAGUACAUUAGGUAUGUUGAACCUUUCAUUCACCAAUCACAUCUUGCAAUAAAUCAAAGACUAAAUACAAGGGAAAAACUCUACACAUGUAAUCCUUGUGGAAAAUCACUCAGUUUUAAUUCACCUUAUGAAUGUAAUGACUGUGGAAAAGCCUUUGGACAAAAGUCAGACCUCAGGAAACAUCAGCAAAUUCACACAGGGGAGAAACCUCAUAAAUGUAAUGACUGUGCAAAAAGUUUUGGACGAAAGUCAGACCUGCUCAUACAUCAGAGAAUUCACACAGGGGAGAAACCUCAUAAAUGUAACGACUGUGGAAAAGCCUUUGCAAGAAAGUCAGACCUCAUCAUACACCAGCGAAUUCACACAGGGGAGAAACCUCAUAAAUGUAAUGAUUGUGGAAAAGCCUUUGGACACAAGUCAUACCUCAUCGUACACCAGCAAAUUCACACAGGGGAGAAACCUCAUAAAUGUAAUGACUGUGGAAAAGCCUUUGGACAAAAGUCAUGCCUCAUAGUACACCAGAGAAUUCACACAGGGGAGAAACCUCAUAAAUGUAAUGACUGUGGAAAAGCCUUUGGAAGAAAGUCAUACCUCAUAUUACACCAGCGAAUUCACACAGGGGAGAAACCUCAUAAAUGUAAUGACUGUGGAAAAGCCUUUAUACAAAAGUCACACCUCAUUGUACACCAGAGAAUUCACACGGGGCAGAAACCUCAUAAAUGUAAUGACUGUGGAAAAGCCUUUGGGCAGAAGUCAUACCUCAUUGUUCACCAGAGAAUUCACACGGGGCAGAAACCUCAUGAAUGUAAUGACUGUGGGAAAGCCUUUGCAAGAAAGUCAGCCUUCAUCAUACACCAGCGAAUUCACACAGGGGAGAAACCUCAUAAAUGUAAUGACUGUGGAAAAGCCUUUGGAAGAAAGUCAGACCUCAUUGUACACCAGCGAAUUCACACAGGGGAGAAACCUCAUAAAUGUAAUGACUGUGGAAAAGCCUUUGCAAGAAAGUCAUACCUCAUCGUACACCAGAGAAAUCACACAGAAGACAAACCUCUUUAGUGUAAUGACUGUGGAAAAGCCAUUGGACACAAGUCCUGCCUCAUAUUACACCAGAGAAUUCACAUGGGGCAGAAACCUCAUGAAUGUAAUAACUGGAAAAGCUGUUGGACAAAAGUCACACCUCAUCAUACACCAGAGAAUUCACACAGUUCAGAAACCUCAUGAAUGUAAUGACUGUGGAAAAGCCUUUGUAUGAAAGUCACACCUCAGAUCGCACAGGGAGAAUUCACACAGGGGAGAAACCCCAUGAAUGCAAUGACCAAGGGAAAGCCUCAGGAUAAAAGUCAAUCCUUUGGAAUCAUCAGAGAAUUCACACAGAGAAGAAACCUCAUGAAUGUAAUGACUUUGUAAAAGACUUUGGAUAAAAGACAAACCUCAUAUCACAGCAGGAAAUUCACACAGGGUAGAAAACUUGUGAUUGUAAUAACUGUGGAAUGCAUUUAGCCAUAAGUCAACCUUCAUUGUGCAUCAGAGAAUUCACAUGGGGCAGAAACCUUAUGAAUGUAAUGACUGGAAAAGCCUUUGGACAAAAGUCAAACUUCAUAAUGCCCUAGAGAAUGCACACAAUGUUGAAACUUCAUGAGUGUAAUGACUGUGGAAAAACUUUUGAUUGUAAAUUCCAACUCAAAAUGUAUCAGAGGAUUCACAUAGGGAAAUAACCUUAUAAGUGUAAUGACUGUGGAAAAGUUUUUUUUUUCUAUAAAUUAUACCUUAUAUCAUACACAAUUAACACAGGGCAGAAACCUUAUGAAUUUAAUGAAUGUGGAAAAGCCUUUAUAAAUCAUAUGUUAUAAAUCAUAGCUCAUAUCACACCAGAGAAUUCACACCGGGGAGAAACUUCAUGAAUGCAAUGACUGUAGAAAAGCCCUUGGCAAUAAGUCACAUCUCAGAAUGCAUCAGAAAAUUCACAUGAAGAGAAACCUUUUGGACAUAAUGACUUGGAAAGCUUUUUCCUAUAAUUCAGCCCUCAUUGCACAUCAUCUAAUUCAUAUGAGGGAAAACACUUUGGAUAUAAUGCAUAUGGAAUAGCCUUUAUCCAUAAGUAAUACCUCAUAAAAUAUCAGAGAAUUCACAUGGGGGAGAAACACUAUGAAUGGAAUGAGUGUUGGAAAACUGCCAAAAUCACGCACUAUAACAUCAGAAAACUUACUACAUGGUGGAAAUCUUGUAAUAAAUGUGGGAAAGCCUUUUUUUCAGAAGGAAUACCUCAUAACAGAUAGUUCAAACAAGGGAGAGAACUUAAGAAUAUAAUGAAUGUGAAAGACUUUUUCCAAAAUUAACAUAACCAUGUGACAGAGCCUUUUGCUGGAAAUUACAUCCCAUACAAUAGGCACUCCCAUAAGGAAGAAAGGUUGGGACCAGUGCUGUGGCACAGUAGGUUAAAGCUCUGGCCUGAAGUGCCGGCAUACCAUGUGGGCACCGGUUCUAGUCCUGGGUGCUCCUCUUCUGAUCCAGCUCUCUGCUAUGGACUGGGAAAGCAGUAGAAGAUGGCCCUGUACCCACGUGGGAGACCCAGAAGAAGCUCCUGACUCCUGGCUUUGGAUCACUGCAACUCCAGCCAUUGCAUCCAUCUGGGGAGUGAACCAGCAGAUGGAAGACCUCUUUCUGCUUCUCUGUCUCUCUGUAACUCUGUCUUUCAGAUAAAUAAAGUAAAUCGUUAAAAAAAAUGAAGAAGUUCAGAAAUAUUAGUGUGACAAAAAGCCAUUUGUCAGAAAUUGAUCAUUAUACAUCAGAGAAUUCUCACAAGGGGUUUCUUAGGAAUGUAAUGAAUUCAUGGGAUUCAGGCUUGCAUGAAUAUGCAACUCAAAAAAGAUGAUAUUCUUCAAGUGCAGUACGUCUGAAAAAACCAUAGCCAGAAAUUAAACAUCAGGCUGGCGCUGUGGAGCAGUAGGUUAAUCCUCCACCUGCGAUGCUGGCAUCCCAUAUGGGUGGCAGUUCUAGUCCCAGCUGCCCCUCUUCAAUCCAGCUCUCUACUGUGGCCUAGGAAAGCAGUAGAAGACAGCCCAAGUGCUUGGGCCUCUGCACCUACAUGGGAGACCAGGAAGAAGCAACUGGCUCCUGGCUUGAGAUCAGUGCAGCUCUGGCCAUUGUGGCCAUUUGAGGAGUGAACCAACAGAAGGAAGACCUUUCUCUCUGUCUCUCUCACUGUCUGUAACUCUACCUGUCAAAUAAAUAAAAAUCUUAAAAAACAAUAAAUUAAACAUCAACAAACACUAGAGAAUUCAUACAGUAAAAUGUCAAUUUAAUGAAUGUGAAAAAAUUCUUCUGCCUUUAAUCAAUUCACAUGAAGAGACUCAGAAAUGAGAAAACAUACAUGCAUAGAAAAGUCAUGUACCGUACAUCACCUUCAAUGGUUACCUGACAACUCAUAGAAGGAAAAAAUCCUAUGACUGUAUUUAAUGGGAAAUACCUUUAUUAUUAGGCAAACUUCCACAAAACUUAGCAAGAUUACAGACAGAAGUUCCUGAAAUAUAAUUUGUUUAGAAGAAUUCUUUGGUGGAAUUACACCUUAGUAAGUAUUGGGCAGUUUUCAUGAUGAAUUGUGACAGAAAGUGUUUAACCAUUCUUCAGAAAUUUUUCUCUUAUACAUCCUGCACUUUUGGUUCCUUAUUAUUGUGAGUGGGAUCAAGUAUGUGAACUGAA